AUGAAAGAUUACUAUCGUUCAAUAAAAACAUACCCGACAGACUUUAAAGUUCCUUUAUCCGAUUCAAAUCGUGGUCAUAGAAUUUUUCAAUUGGCAAAUGGCAUUUUAACUCUCGUAAUAUCCGAUCCCAGUAAUGAAAUUGGAUCUGCAAGUAUAUGUGUUGCGACUGGUUCCCAUAAUGAUCCUGAUUAUAUCCCAGGUUUGGCUCAUUUAUGUGAGCAUGCUUUAUUCAUGGGAACAAAGGAAUUUCCGAAGCCAAAUUUGUACCAUGAGACUGUGCAGGCUUAUGGUGGGCUAACGAAUGCCUUUACUACCGGAGAACAAACCUGUUUUCAAUUUGAAGUGCCCGUUAUUAAUGGAAAUAUAGGAAACCUAAACCCUAAAACUAAUAUGGAAGAAGAUGGUGAUGAAUCCAUUUUUGAUCAUGUCUUGAGAAAUUUUGCCAGUUUCUUCAAAAGUCCAUUAUUUCGUGAAAAUGAAAUUAGAAAUGAAAUAUCGUCCGUCAACGAAGAGAAUAUUUGCAAUCUAAGUUCUCCAGAGAAGAUCUUUUUCCAUGCUUUGAAAUCUUUAUCAAAUAAAGGUCAUCCCUUUAGUCGUUUCGCUACUGGAAAUGUACAAACACUAGAAAACGUUCCCAAGUCAUUAAAGCUAAAUUUAUAUUCUGAAUUAUUCAAGUUUUACCAAUCCUAUUAUUUACCUGAGAAAAUGACUCUAGUUAUAAGUGGACCCCAAUCUUUGAACCAUUUGCAAAGACUAGCAUUAAUGAAUUUCUCUAGUAUUGGUAAGAAAUCAAUCAAAAUUAAAAAGUCUUGUGAAACAGACCUGUUGAAACAUCAUUUAUCUGAAUUCUCAAUUCUAUCCGAAUCCUGGAGAAUGGUAUACAGAGAACCUCUCUUUAAACAAUGCAACAUAAGUAAAUGUCUAUUCGUCAAAAGUGAUACCCAUUCACGUCUUCGUAUAAUAUUUCCGAUGAAACCAACGAAAUCUCAGAAGGAAUAUAAAUUAUACCAACAUGCGUGGAUGAAUAUAUUAGGCGAUGAAUCAAUAGGAUCCUUAUGUGCCUAUUUGAUUGAAUUAGAAGACCUUGCAUUUUCUGUAAAUCUGUUUCGUCAAUCAUUAACAUUUCAAGACGACGUGUUGAUAUUGGAUAUUACAUUGACAAGUAAGGGACAAAAUAAUAUUCUGAAAAUAUUAAUGUCAAUAUUCCAGUAUAUCAAUCAAAUAAUUUUAAAUUGCUCUUACAGUACCAUGGGUCAUUACUUGUCUGAUAUGGCCACAAUUGAAACUUUGAAUUUCAUCCAUAGAGAAUCAAAUAAUUCUCCUAUGAAAGAAGCUGCAGCUUUGGCUGAGAUAUUACAGAAAGACAUAAGUGUCAUAAACCCUUUGAAUAUAUUGAAAGGUUAUAAUGAUUGGAUGGAUGAAGAUUUGGAUUAUAGUGGUGAUUAUAAGGUGGACCCAGGAUGGUGGCGCUUGAUGGCUGCAAAAUUUAUUGCAGCGACUAUGAAAACCCUUAACUCGGCCAAUUGUAAUAUCUUGAUACUUGAUUCCAAUCCACUUAUAGUGAAUACGAUUAGAUGUUAUUCUGCAAACUCAAUAGUGUUGAAUACUAAGGACCAUUAUAACGACUUUGAAUAUACAGUCUGUGAUAUAGAUAAUCUAUUCAUAAACAAGAAAUCUUUAGAAUAUUGUUCUUAUUUUUCCUUCCCAGAGCCAAAUAUUUAUUUAGCUUAUAACCAAAAGGACCUAAACUCUAUCGUGGAGAAUAUUUCACUUAAAGCCUCAAAUAUAUCUUGGGGCUUUCUGGCUUAUAGAAUAUCAGAAACAGAGCCUAAGCUUAUUGAUUCUUCUCAGUUUCAUGAAAUUUGGCACAAAUUUGAUGAAUCAACUUCUAAGGUUACAGCUUCUUGUCGAGUACAAAGCUUGUGCUUAGAUCCAUCACCAAGUGUCACUAUUGGGAUAGAAAUAUUAGUUGAAUUAAUUGGAAAUAAAUUGCGUCAUGAAUUAUUCCCUGGAGAAUUAGUAGGAUAUUCUUGGGGGUUAUUUCCAGGCUUAAACUGUUCACCAUCGAUUACACUCACAACCACCGGACUCACGGACAAGUUUAGCAUGUUUUUGUUUUUUAUCAUAGAGAAAAUUCAGGAAAUUACUUCAAAUUUUAAAACUUUGCCAUACAGGCAAUUUACAAGAGCCCAAGCCUCCGUAAGAAAACGUUAUGAAGACUUUUCAAAAUCCGGAGGAGUUGACAAGGCUAUGGCAGGUUCAAUAUUUUUGCUAGAAGAGGGAAUUUGGUCCCUUAAGCAGCGUCUAGACGCUCUAGAUGAAAUGAAUAUGAGCCUUUUAGAAGUAAUAAGUUUAGAACUCUUUUGCGAGUUACAACAUUUAAAUAUAUUUAUUCAAGGUGAUAUUAAAAUUCAUGAAGCUUUUAAAAUAUCUAGAAUACUCCAAUCUUUAGGAAGAUACGAAAAGAAAACCAAUAUCAAUAACUUCCAAGAAACAAAUCUAUCCAGUUAUUUGUUGAAACAAGGUAAAAGCUAUAUAUAUGAAGAUAAUGAUACAAACAACGGUGCAACAAAUACUAUACUCUACUAUAUUCAAAUUGGAAGUCGAGACAAUGUAUUCAAUAGGUCAAUUUCAAAAUUUGUUGCGCACAUAUUAUCUAUUUUUGCAGCAACUGAGUUAAGAACAAAACGAAAGUUAGGGUACCUUGUAUAUAGUGGUUCUAAGUUAUUUAGAACCACUACCGGUAUAUACAUAACCAUAUCUAGUGGAAGCCACAGCCCCCACUAUUUGAACUCACAAAUAGAGGAUUUCUUAUAUGAAUUAGAGUUGAAACUAUUUGAAUAUUCCGAAGAGAAAUUCGAAAGUUUCAAAACAACCUUUGUUGAAAGCUACUUAAAGCACAAUACUCAAAAAGACGAAUUAUUUCAAAAUAAUGAGUUAUACGGUGUAAAUCCAGUAAAAAGCAGUAGUGUUUUCCCCAAGGGCAAAAUGUAUUACAUGCACAGAAAUUAUUUCGAUAAGAUUGUUAACAAAACUUAUACUUUUGGAGGGAUGAACGGAGAAUAUGAAAUCGACCUACUGAUAAUCGACGAAUUAACGAAAGAUAAAUUUUUUGAAUUCUUUAAAUCGAGAAUAUCUAUAAAAUCUAGAAAGAAAUCCUCUCUUUCACUACUUUUAUUCAGCCAGGAGAAAGUCAAGUCCAAAUCUCUUAAAACACAGAUACUUGAAUUCUUGACUGAAGAAGGAAUUCCUGUUAGUAAUAACAAUCUAGAAGACAUGAUAGAUGAAUAUAAUAAUAAUGAUCCUAAUUUCUCUAAAAGUGGUCCUAAUAUGAAUCCCAAAGUUAAAAAUGAAAGAACAAAACUAAUCAUGUACACUUUGAAGAAGAUAUAUAGAUCAAAAAUCGAAAGAUUUACUUCAAGUAAUCAUAAUAAAUAUAGGAAGAUGAAGAGAAAUGAUAUAGUCAAAAAUCUAGGAGAGAAUUAUAUUUCAAAUGAGCCUUAUUUGGUGCCAACAAUAUUAACAGACUGGAAACAGUUACAUGAUGAAAGCACACUAAAGAAAAAUAUCUGCAACUGA
This is a messenger RNA of Debaryomyces hansenii CBS767, 3579 nucleotides long. It is a transcript of the gene AXL1, whose product is annotated as Axl1p. Gene Ontology annotation, cellular component: mitochondrion; cytosol. The transcript has a single exon. Gene Ontology annotation, molecular function: metalloendopeptidase activity; metal ion binding. Lineage: Eukaryota; Fungi; Ascomycota; Pichiomycetes; Serinales; Debaryomycetaceae. The record is from RefSeq and is a predicted model, not a curated record. Gene Ontology annotation, biological process: peptide catabolic process. Bases 1 to 3579 code for a protein of 1192 amino acids.